Messenger RNA from Punctularia strigosozonata HHB-11173 SS5, 504 nucleotides. RefSeq lists its product as uncharacterized. Bases 1 to 504 code for a protein of 167 amino acids. The record is from RefSeq and is a predicted model, not a curated record. NCBI's taxonomy places the organism in Eukaryota, Fungi, Basidiomycota, Agaricomycetes, Corticiales, Punctulariaceae. The transcript has 2 exons. Gene Ontology annotation, cellular component: nucleus.
AUGAACGAGGCGUGGGACACUUCGGAAAUUCAGGCUGGGCGCCGCCUCGUCCAUUUCACCCGGGUUUUCGACGGCACCUCUCUCACCGUCCGCUGCCAGCCGUUCAGCCAGCAGGACUACGACACCGAGCAGUCGCUCGGUCUCCGCCAGCCCACCGACCGAGACAUCAUAUCGUGCAUCUACCGCGCGGACAAGGGCGCAUAUUGCGUCACGUCGGUGGAUUUGAUCCGCCUGCUCGAAUUCUUGAUUGGUGUCGAGUUUGAGGUCGACGAGAAAAACAGGAUCCGCAGAAACCUCGAGUACAUCCACCCCACUACCGUGUCGAAGCAUAAGUCGGGGAUGAGUCGAUUGUUCCAGCAAAUAGUGGAUUACCCCAUGCCGAAGCCCAGAAGUAUCGAAAAGGACGUCAAGGUCUUCCCGUGGACGCGACUCGAGGAGGCUCUCAAAAAGAUCCUCCACAAAUAUGUGAGCAACUCUCCGUCCCCUUCGACGAAUUGUUUCUGA